Astyanax mexicanus (Mexican tetra) is the source of this 5363-nucleotide messenger RNA. RefSeq names its product LRAT domain containing 1 (gene lratd1). The record is from RefSeq and is a predicted model, not a curated record. The transcript has 2 exons. NCBI's taxonomy places the organism in Eukaryota, Metazoa, Chordata, Actinopteri, Characiformes, Acestrorhamphidae. The coding region runs from base 310 to 1194 and encodes 294 amino acids.
AGCGGACAGUUGGAGAGAAGUGUACCUGAGCGGAGAGCGCGUGCGGAGGCAGCGGUGGAGAGAAGAGGGGAGAGGGGCUUUUUGUGGAUAGAGGAGAGAGUGGACGAGACAGAGCGCGCACGUGGAGUGGAUACGUAAGGGGGGGAGAGCAUACAAAAGGAACCGAUGGAGCUUAAAGAGGAGCCGUAGAGCCGGGGAACCACGCAGCAGCAGCAUCAGCUUCUGCCUGCCCCCCCUCCCUCCCUCCCUCAACCCCCCCUCCUCCUCCCCCCUCUCCCCCCUCCUCCCAAUCUCCUGGCCCCGUCAUUGAUGGGCAACCAACUGGACCGGAUCACCCACCUGAACUACAGCGAGCUACCCACCGGGGAUCCGUCGGGCGUGGAGAAGGACGAGUUGCGCGUGGGCGUGGCCUACUUCUUCUCCGACGACGAGGAGGAGCCGGACGACAGGUCUCCGUCGGACAGCUUCAGGGACGACAGCCCGAGGCAUGGUGGUGGAGGAGGAGGUGGCGGCGGUGGCGGCUGCGGUAGCGGUGGCGGCGGGAGUGGUGGCAGCGGCGGCGGCGCGGUGGACGGGCGCGUGAACGCGCUCGGCCUCGGCCUCGGGAUCGUGGACGAGCCCGAACUCGACGAGCUCGAGUACUCAGCCUUCUGCUGCCACGAGUGCAUCUUCUCCAAGCUGCGCGCCUCCGAGGACCUGCGCGUGCACUCGCCCACAGCGCUGCUGAGCAUGUGCAAGCCGGGCGACGUGCUGGAGCUGGUGGCGCGCGCGCAGCCGCCGCACUGGGCCGUGUACGCGGGCGGCGAGCGCGUGGUGCACCUGCACAAGGGCGAGAUCCGCGCCGACAGCCUGCUGGACGCGAGCGGCGGGCGGCCCGGGCGCAUCGUCAACGAGCGCUACCGCUACCGGCCGCUGCCCGCCGAGCUCGUGGUGCGCAACGCCGCCGGCCACGUGGGCCUGCGGGGCGGGGAGGUGUGCUGGGGGGACUCGGAGAGCUUCGCCGCGUGGUGCCGGUUCGGUAAGCGCGAGUUCAAGGCGGGCGGCGAGGCGCACUCGGCUGAGCAGCGCUACUUUCUGAAGGUGCACGCGGCACACAGCCCGGUGCGCACGCUCGUCUUCCGCAGCCUCGAGGACAUGAUCAGAGAGAGGCGGCGGGUGGACGCGAGCGGGCUCCUGCACGAGCUGCGCCGGUGAACAACAAAGAAUAUACAUACAUAAACACACACCCAAGACGAAUGGACGAAUAAACAAACACUUAAACAAACAAACACACACGUGAACGCCUUUUUCUGAUGUGGGAGGGGGCGUCCCAGGACUAUGCAUGCCUAUGGAGGAAAACAAACAAAUAAACAAAAGGGCUCCGAGAUUUGAGCUGAGGAGGGUCCGAGUUCCCACGGUGCAGUUUUUUUGGAAGUAAUUCAUGGGGGCGAAACACUUAUCCAGUCACUCACUUUUUCCCCUAAAGUCACCUGGCACCUUUAUAUCAACACCAGGCCCCCACAGUGAGUGAGCACAUUGAGACAGUGGGAUUGAACUUUAUCUACAUUUCCCUCUAUCUUUAUAAACUCUCAGAUCUUCAGCGUUCGAUCCCCUCGCCCCCUCCCUUCCUCCCCCAUGCAACUUCGCACAACUGCCCCUCAACCCCUCAACCCAACAGCCAUCCCUUCACAUGGCUACACGUCUCUUUAUUUUGCUACACGCAAAACAAACGACAAAUGUACAUUCUUCUGUUUUUUGGAGUCCAUAUUUUUGUAUUUUGAGUUCGUAAGUUGACGAGAAAUCUUUGUUUCUAUUGAAAUAAAACUUAGAUUGCCCUAUGGAACAAAAAGAAAAACGCGUCCUGUGGUGUGGAGUGUAAUUGUGUUUGCAAACAAAAGGCAGUGGUGUGCUUUUGCCCCCCUCUACAAACCAGUGUGCAGCAAGAAACCCCACAGCUGCUUUCCUGGAGUGAGCGACUGCUUCCCUUGUUUUCUUUGUAACCUGGAGAAGUGGUGCACAUUAGAGUCUGCUGCAUCAACACAAGGCUAAUCUCUGAGCACCUCAGUAAACGGCUCGCUGCCCAUCACUGCUAAUGUGUGCUAAAGCCUUUAUUCUUAAUCAGGAGCACUGGAUAUGGUGGGUGCAUCAGGGUAUGGUGCAGGGAUAUUACCAGAAUGGGUUACAUCUUUGGUUACAUCUUGCUAUUUAAACUGAUAGUUUGUGUUGUGUUUGAAGGGUUGCACUAAACAGACAAGGCUAAUGCAGUUAAUAAGUAAUGUGCAAGCCUAUAAGCACCAAUUAGGUUUGUUGUGAAUGGAUCCAAGCACAAGCAGUCUAACAUCUCUCAAAAAGCUACAUCUCAGAACAGUUAUGAAUACGAAUAAUCAGUAGUCCAAUAUAUUGGCUCAGAUCAAUUUUGGUUGAGGGAUACAUGCAAGCAUACAGUAAAAUAGUCAUCAGGGUCUGCUGUGUUUUACUUUUGUCACUAUUAUUAUUAAAAAAUAUAAGCUUGCUUGAUUCUGUGUUGAUGGAUUUGGUUCAGAAAAAAUGCAAUGUUAACACAGUAACACAAUUAUGGUUUAUAUUAGCACCAUUGUAAAUUACAUGAGAAUCGAUGGGUUAUGCCAAAAUUUUGUGCCGAAACUUGGUGAAUUCCCUUUUAAUUAGACUUGCUUAUAAAAAUAGUCAACAAUAUGACAGAUUCUAACAUGAGUCUCUGCUCCCAGUAGUGCAUUAUAAAAGUCAAAAAAUAUGGCCCUGUAUAAACAGUAUGUUAAUAAGCCAUUUAUAAUGAGCCAUAUAUUUUAUAAUUUAGCCAAUUAUUUAUUUGUAAAAGUGGUGCACUAGUCAGGGAGUAAGGUGAGAUUUAAGAUGUGUAGCCUUGUUAUCCAAGUUGCUUGCUAUGUAGCCUUCAGUGAAAUAAAGUAAACAGGUUGUGGCUGAUUGGUUGCAUUUAGAUUAAGAGCAGAAAUGUGCACAUUAGACUUUUCCAUAUGUAAGGAACUGUUUGUUUACAACUGACUUGUUAAUAUGAUCUUAUCAAAUUCCGUUGUUAUGAUGGUGUAAUGUAAAGUCUAGUGCUAGUGAUGAUGCCAAGGAUAUAUUUAAUUCUUCCACAUAGGACACAUUUUGGCAAACUUGUCAUUAAGGCUUUAAACAGCAGGUUUAGAACCAACCCUGCACUCUGGUGACGUUGAUAAAUGGUGGCUGUUUCAUGGGCUUGGCCAAUGUAGGCUUACCAAAGAGCAGGUUAGACAAUCAAAUGGAAUUUAAAGGUUAAAAAUCUUGUCUGUGGCCUCCAUGCUAUGAAACUAUGCAAAUUUUGUUCCUCAAAGACAUUUCUAAAUGCUAGUGGGGCCAAGGAGCAUUCAUCCAGGUCAGCUACACUUCUCAUUUUGGCUGCAGGGACAGGAGAUAGUAUGUGUGUGUGUGUGUGUGUGUGUGUGAUGCACUAUCCUGCACUAGUAAAUACAGUCACGCUCUGCUGUGUUUUCUAUUAGAGUGUGUAGACUGAAGCUAGGAUCUGUUAUGCUUUAUGUGUUCGAGGAAAGCUGAUUGGCCUGCUGGCCUACAGUACCUUUGUGUGAGAAUUCUCUUUGUAAAUGUCUGUGUUAGCAAUGGUAAACAAGUUGAUGUCAUGGCCAAGGCCGUACAGUUCUGCCAUAGCCUGGGAUGUAUUCCAUAUGAGUAUUAUUCAGAGAUGAUUCACAGUGCACAUUUCAGUUAUUUUUAUUUAUAUAAAUAUGCAGUUAUUUGUUGAAAGGGCUCAUGUGUUACUCAUAAAAAAUCAAGUCAAGUCAAGCUAUAUGAAAUACAACUGUGGAAAACAUGCAUAGGCAAAAUUAUAAUAUGUUUUCUGCAUAAUUAACUUAUGAAGAUUUAGACACGUUAUGCCAAAUUCAUGUUAGAGUCAGAAUUACUCAAAGUGGCGAAUUAAACCAUAUACCUGAAGUGUUUUAAGACUUCUUGAGUCUCGCUCAAAUUUUAACAUAAAUGUUUAUUAAUGCACUUUUCCUGAUGUCUGAGGAAUUACUGCAAUAUGUGUGAUAGUUUAGAGAUCAAUCAAUAUAUUCUCCAUGCUGAGAUUAUGGUGAUACGUGACGUGUGUACAAAAAUGUAGUAUGCUAUAUAUGUCUUGUUUAUCGACUAUACCUUAGUAACAAUUGCUCACAGUGGUGUUAAAGUCCAGAUGUCUGAAUUAUGCAUAAUGCAUUUGGAUAUUGGUGCAAUUCCAUAUGACAAACAUUCCAGAUAGACUUGCUUGUUUGGUUUCUGACAUUAGUAGUGGUGGUAACUGCUUACUUGACGGCUAAAUGGUCGAAGGCCGAAAUUCUGAACAUUUUUGCAUAGUUUUUUCAAACUAUUCCUUUACAAACGAGAUGUUGAUAGAAAUUGUGUUGUUUUGAUGGUGCAUUUGAAGUCAGUUCUUAUGUUGGUACCAUAAAUGCUCCGAUGUUUGAUACAUUUUGUCAGAUUUGGCACUAAGGCUUUGAAAAGUAGCAUUAGAAUUGUGCUGUUGUUCUAAAACAAGCAGAAAUGUAGAACAAUCAAUGAAAUACUGUAUAAAUACAUUUCAAAUUGUAAAGUAAAUACUUUGUAGACAGGUUUUUUUUUAAAAGUCAGAAUGCAACAGAUUGUCUGUUUUUGACUAGUUGUACCAGUUUCUAGUUUUACCUAAUAGCAUGUGAGCUAUCUGUUUUCUGCUUCCAACCACCUGUGCAGUGCAAGGGAGUGUCAGACAGCAUCAUUAAUAUGGAAAACAGGAGGGUAGAGCAGGUAGAGAACAAGUAUUGUGGGUUUCUUAAGGCUUUUGGCUAAUUACACACCAAUGGUCAUUUACGUUUUGAGGAACAGGCUUAAACAUGUUACAGAUACACACACACAGGCUUUAAACCCAGAGGAUUGUUUGGCACCAUUAUCUCAACGUCUCAUUUAGUUCCUGUUUGAGCAACAGCCACACUGGUAACCUACUUCUACAGCAGACAGUCAUGGAAUCUCUAGAGUUGACCUUUCCAAAGUCCCCCUUCCUCACUUUCUCUUCAUUUGUGUCUCCUUGCUGACAAUCUGUCAUCAAUGUUCUCUCUUUGAGGCUGGAAAUCGAGGGUAGUGGGGCAGCGGGCUAUAUGUGGAGAAUGGGGACAGGUUAGGUGUGGGUGUAUGUGUGAGAAUGUGCUUGAAAGGAGAGAAAGCACGCAGGACCCAUAGAGUUGAUGUUGCCAACACUAGAGCUGAACAGAACAUCUUUAGCCUAAAGUCAGUCUGUUUCUUAGUGAGAAUGUGUGCAUGCCUGUCUCAUCUUACUUCUUUGCCAGGGGAAUUGAGCCUCCAUUUCUUUAGCUGUGCCUUCUAAAUGGUGUGCAGAUUAAAGCUUGGCAAGACUGUCA